UUCUUCCAUUCAUCAUCCGUCCGGCAACGGCGAGCUCUCAAGUGCGUAUCCGAUUUGUGCGUGUGUAUUUAUUUAUUUAUGUAUGUCGAGGGCCACGGGCCCACAAGCCCAGCCUCCUGUGCCAGACUGUCCCAUCUCAUGGCCAUUCCUCUCUUUUCUCACUAGCGGUGCUCUCUUCCAUAUCUCUCCCCGCAUCUCUGUGCCGGCCGGAGAUCGAGCUCCGCUUCGCCGGUUUUGAUGGCGUCCAUCGUCGAAUCCUGUUGGCUGUAUCUGAUCACUCAUUUCAGUGAUUUUCAACUGGCAUGUCUUGGGAGUUUCUUUCUUCAUGAAAGUGUCUUUUUCUUAUCGGGGAUACCUUUUAUAUACCUUGAAAGAGCAGGGUGGCUAAGCAAGUAUAAAAUUCAGACAAAGAAUAACUCAGCUGCAGCUCAGGAGAAAUGUAUCACUCGCUUAAUACUGUAUCAUCUUUGCGUUAAUCUGCCAGUUAUGAUUGCUUCGUAUCCUGUCUUCAGAUUCAUGGGCAUGAGAAGUAGCCUCCCAUUGCCAUCCUGGAAGGUUAUUUCUACACAAAUUUUGUUCUACUUCAUCCUGGAGGAUUUUGUAUUCUAUUGGGGACACAGGACUUUACAUACAAAAUGGCUUUACAAGCAUGUCCAUAAUGUUCAUCACGAGUAUGCAACGCCAUUUGGACUGACUUCUGAAUAUGCUCACCCUGCUGAGAUCCUAUUCCUAGGAUUUGCUACAAUUGUUGGUCCUGCAAUCACUGGGCCUCAUCUGCUAACUCUGUGGCUGUGGAUGGUACUUAGAGUUUUGGAAACAGUUGAGGCACAUUCUGGUUAUCAUUUCCCAUGGAGCCCCUCAAACUUCUUGCCCUUGUAUGGAGGUGCUGAUUUUCAUGAUUAUCACCACCGACUACUCUACACAAAGUCUGGGAACUACUCUUCAACUUUUGUGUACAUGGACCGGCUGUCUGACCGUUUGAUGAAAUCGCCAUGCCUUGUAAUACGACUAGGCAUUCAAUAUUCUUGGAGCCCUAAAUUCCAGGAUAUUCGGCACCGACAAGGGAUACAGAAAACUGAAGGCAUUAAAGAGCAGUGGAGACGAGAGCUGAGACAAGCAAAUAUAGGGGAAAGCGGAUGAAAGAAUAAUAAUAGUUUUGCCUGCUUUGAUAUUGCAGAUAGGUUCUAAGCGAGAGAGCCUCGCUUCCUUUGGUAAAAGUUUCAAUUCAUUUUCUCCUUUCGAGUUGAAUGUUACCACCUUUUUUUACAAGUUUGUUUGCUGUCGUGAGUUUGCAACUGUGUGAUGCGGAUUAUUAUAUAUCUUUGGAUGGUUCACCCCAUCUUCGCUUUCAUGAAUGAAGCUGCUGCCAUUUUCCUGAUAUCAUUCCCUCAUUCACGGCUUUGGGUUUUGCUAGAUCUCUCUAAUUCUUUUCACUGCGAGGGUUCGUUCGUUCUCCAGGUAUAGCUUGCUUUUAUGGAAGAUCAAUUAUUCAAAUACUUUCGGGAAUUAUGAUGUGUGGCGGUUAAUCCACUCAAACAUGAAACGAGCAACAAGAACUGGGCAAGUGAUUCUUAUAACCAGCUUUUGUAUUUGCAGAAGCUAGUAUUUUUGUCUGUCUUCGUAGAAAUGGUGCAGGAUGGCAUGGUUUUACGUAAAGCAUGCGUUGUCAAAAGAAGCUUUCUUCAUAUAAAAUAUUUAACAAUGAGAUAAGAAAGACCAGCAAGAGAGAGAGAGAAGCUGGGUUCAUUUUGUAUGUUCAUAUUCACUUUUUUCCCCCAGCUGGCUGGCCGCCUCUCCUAAUUCCGAAAAUGGCUACCCCCUUUCAUUCAUUUCAUUCCACCCAACCCUAGCUACAUAAGAAAAGAAAAAAAAAAAAAAAAAAACCAAAAACAAUAAAGAA
Molecule: messenger RNA, 1900 nt
Organism: Diospyros lotus (date-plum)
Lineage: Eukaryota; Viridiplantae; Streptophyta; Magnoliopsida; Ericales; Ebenaceae
Product: methylsterol monooxygenase 2-2
Exons: 8
Coding region: 238-1140 (300 amino acids)
Biological process (GO): sterol biosynthetic process; 4-alpha-methyl-delta7-sterol oxidation
Molecular function (GO): C-4 methylsterol oxidase activity; iron ion binding
Source: RefSeq, a predicted model, not a curated record